Molecule: messenger RNA, 4150 nt
Organism: Manduca sexta (tobacco hornworm)
Lineage: Eukaryota; Metazoa; Arthropoda; Insecta; Lepidoptera; Sphingidae
Gene: LBR
Product: delta(14)-sterol reductase TM7SF2
Exons: 4
Coding region: 334-2337 (667 amino acids)
Biological process (GO): sterol biosynthetic process
Cellular component (GO): endoplasmic reticulum membrane; nuclear inner membrane
Molecular function (GO): oxidoreductase activity, acting on the CH-CH group of donors, NAD or NADP as acceptor
Source: RefSeq, a predicted model, not a curated record
CACAGAAAUAGGAAGUUUACUACAUCAGUCUUGCCAAUAUUAUAAAAGUGUUACUAUCUUUUUUUAUUUUAAAGAGAUAGAAAAAGACAAAAAGUCUAAAGAUAGUGACAUUUAUUUUUAGCCAAUCACAGGAGACUUUUUAAAUUCAUUCUAGCGUCGUUGGCGCUUGGCUUCGUUCGUUUUUGCGUUUAACGUGUUGGGUACUUUUUGAUUUGCUUGCGUGAAUUUGUUUGUAAACGGUAUUUUGUAUUAUUGUGUUCUCUGGAAAAAUAUAAUAUAUUAAAACCUAACUGUGUUACUGUGAAUAGAUGCAUAUUCUAUUAACGUGACAGUAUGUCUACAAGAAGCGGUCGAGUUAGAACCAGUGUUGCUAAUAUAAGUCCGGUGCGCACUCGGAAAGGUGUGUCGCCAGUGCGGUCUCCCGCCAGAACGCGGAAAAGUUCACCAAGGAAAAGUUCUCCCGCGCGGUCGACGCAAAAGUCACCCUCAAGGAAAUCGCCCAGUAGAAAACCGGAAUCUAAGUUUCCAGCUCGUAAGUCGCCUUCUCGAACCACUAAAGAAACCAAACAAACUGCUGAGAUACAGCCGCAAGUCGUUCAAAAAUCCCCUUCAAAGCGGCCUGCUAUUAAAUCUGACUUAGCGGUGAGGCUCGUAGAUUAUUCAUCUAAAUUCGAGUCUUUCCAAAGCACACUUACCAAACGAUCUGAAUUUGCAACCAAGGAUGUAACAUUAGCACAGAACGAGUUCGUGUUAGGAAAGGUCAACGGCUUAGAUGCUGUUGAUUUUAGUUAUGGCUUGCGGAAUAGAUCGGUCGAGGCUGAGUUGACGCCGCGACGAUCGAGUCGGCUACGAGAGAUCAAAGACAAGUUCGACGAUGCUGAAUUACGCAGAAGCGUUAGUAAGUCACUUACUCACAGCAACUCGGUCAGUAAAUCACUUGACCAAUUUUCUGAUGAAGAAAGUGUAUAUGAGGAAAUUCCAAAGGAAAAGUCCAAAUCGGUGACUAGGAAACUUGCUACACCAUUGAGGAGUAGCAUAAGCAGCCUGACCAAUAUUUCAAGUAGAUGGGAGUUUGGAGGCCGUGCUGGGGCUGCAGCUUUGAUCCUGUUAAUGCCGUUAACAGUUUGCAGUAUAAUAAUAUCAUGCAAACAUUCAUGCUCCCUUAAUAUAGAUCUGAAUAAAUAUAAGGAUUUGCAAUUCUGGCUUAGUUUGAGAUCACUAGGAUUGAUUUCCAGUCUGCUUGUUAUUCAAACUGUAUUUGCUGUUAUUCCCAUAUUCGGUACAAAAGCAGACUUGAUGGAUGGACGAGAUCAUAAAUACUGUUUCAAUGCAUUUUUUGCAAGUCUAUUUACUGUUGGUUUGGUUUAUAUAUUGCAAUAUCUACAAGUAUUAAAUAAAGAAGUCAUUGUCAAUGAAUAUUUGCAAUUGGCUGCAACAUCUUAUAUAUUUGGAUUUAUUUUGAGUAUUAUGGUCUACAUUAAGAGUAGGAGACUCAAAGAUAAUGAGUUAAACACAUAUGGAAACACAGGAUACAGAUUAUACGAUUUCUUCAUGGGACGGGAGAUCCAUUGCUACCUAAAAAAAUUGAAUGUGAAGGUUUUGAUUUCAAGAACAUGCAACAUUACAACUCUGAUAUUGUUACUAUUUAUACUCUCUCAAGGCAUCCAUCUUCAAAUAAAUGAUAAAGUGCAACUCACAAUAGAGAACUACAAAGAGAUACUGAACAAAGUACAGUUACAACCCACAAUUAUAGUAUUCACAAUAAUGCAAAUAAUUUAUAUUCUUAACUUUAUUGUAAAGGAGUACAAGAUAACCAGCACAUUUUAUUGGCAGUCUGAGGGUGUUGGGUACCUCCAGAUUGUGUCGAGUGCACUUUAUCCUUACUACUUCACAACAAUAUCUAAACAUGUGGCAGAUAGUAAACUUGUCCUGUCGACUAAUGCUUUGGUCUUUGCUUCUGUGCUCUUUACAUUGGGAUUAUUUGUCAUGCUUGCUAGUAAUAAUAUUAAACACAAGUUCCGGGCGAAUCCAUUGCUUCCCAGCUUGGCAAACUUAGACUCGAUGCCAACGUUCCAUGGGAAUAAACUGCUCAUCUCUGGUCUUUGGGGCGUAUUGCGGCAUCCGAACUACACUGGCGAUAUUAUUAUCCAUAUUUGUUUAGCUUUGCCUGGCCUUUUAUCUAAAAAGUAUAUAGCGGCAGUGCCAGCUAUACUGACAAUACUUGGGCUGGGUUACCGUGUAUGGCGGGACCACUACCGGUGCAGAAGUCGCUAUGGCGCCGCCUGGCACAGAUAUUGCAAAAAAGUUCCGUCAGUAAUCAUACCAAAAAUACUAUGAUACUGAGAAUGUGCAAGGUUAUAUCAGCUCUCUAAUUGUCAAUUCGGAACUUUUGUAUUUAAAUUUGGUGAAGGAAUGAUAUUUUUAAAACGCGUCGAAAAAAUUCAUUUACCUCUGUUUUUGAGCAAUUUUAUUUAAUAAAAAUCGUCAUACAUUUUACGUAAUAGUUUCAUAACAAUAAAAAUGUUUUGAAAAAAAUUAAUGAAAAAUUAAAUUUUCACAUGAUUGUCAAAAUUGAUUAAGAACUUGACGCGUAGAUUUUAAAGUUUGUAGACUUAAAAGAAAUGCAAUUAAAAAGUGAUUAUCAAAACUCAUCACAAAGCAAUCAAUAUCUUGACUAUUAUUACAUGUACAUGUUACAAUGUGUAAUGUCUAUUUUAUAUUAUGAAAGAAUAUUUACUAUUUUAUUACAGAGUGUACAUAAGAUUUAUAUAAGUACUAUAAAUUUAUAUUUGAGAUUAUUUAGGUAUUUUAGAUAUAAAUGAUUGGCAAAUAUUGUUAUGAAAUUUUUACAAGUGUUUUAGUAACAUAAUUUUACACCAAAAAAAAUGCAUGUGUCGUGUGUUCGUCUCUCUGUAUCGUCUAAAUACGAAUUGGUACAAUUUUUUAAUCUUUUGAUAAAGCCUGUUCUUUUUAUUUACAAUAACUACUAGAGGUUAUACUGCUUUUAUAAACAGUCACCUGAUUUAACCAACAGUCACAUACAUGGUUUUAUCAUUUUAUGUAGUAAUAAUUGUAGUUAUUUUUCUGUUUCUCCCCAAUGUGACCAACGCGAAGUUUAUUUUCGACUAUUGUAUGUAUUCGAACUAUUAUUAAUUUACUUUAUUUUUAAAAAUGUACAAAAGUUUUAUUAGGUUUUUCUUAGGCUAAUAUAAUUUUAUAUCUACACUCGAAUGUAUUACGAUUUACGUUAGAAUUAUUUUUUGACUUUAAUAAUUAGAUUCAAUUAUAAGAUAGUAGACUUAAGUAUUUUUAGAAAUGUAGUUUUAAUUAUUAUGUAGUCUAUACAAUUUUAAAAACUGAGCGUGUCAAAGCAAUAUUCGGUAGAAAUAUUAUGUAGCUUGUAGUACUAUUCUUGUAGUACAGCAGCAUGUGCUCAAAGGAAUAUCCUUCAUUUUAGUAUUACAAAAAUAUGUAUUAUCAUAGUUAAUAUAAUAUAAAUAUUAUAGCGCUCGAUGUUAUGUAUUUACUACUUAAUACUUCUACAUAAUUUAAAUCUUCAAAUUACACGUGUUCAAGACAAAGUAAAAUAUAUAAUGAAAUCUAAUUAUACUGUGUUGUAAUAUGGCGGUAAUAUUUAAAAAAUGAUUUGUAUGUUUAUCGAUUGUCUAGAAAAAAGCAUUGUAGGGCAAAUGAUUAGUAAUUAACGAGUUAAAUUAUCAAAGUAAGACUUGGCAAUGCCCGCCGAAUUUGAAAUUAGAGACUAUAUUUUGAUAAUGUAUUAGGUACUCUUUAACAUAUAUAUUGGGCAAGCCAUUGGAUAACAUUUAACGAGCAAUAAAUUGCUCAACAUAUUACAUCUAUAGUCUAUUGCACGUAGAAUCUCUUACAAAAUAUAUUGAUUAAGAAAAAUAUUAUUGUUAUAAACUACAGUUUACAAGCCAUAGUGCCAAGUAGAGGUCGUUGACGAUCCUAUUCCUAUUUUGACGCAUAUUUACUUCAAUAUUUUUAAAAAUUAAUAAUAAUUAAAUUAAUAGUAUACAGGUGACUGAUAAAUUAGCUGUUAUAUUUUAUAAAAGAUUAUGUAUUUCUUACAUUAAGGCGUUUCAAUUUAUCUUAAAUGAUUGAAUAAAUAUUUUGUAAAUAUUUAAUA